CAAUGGCCACGCUGCAUGAGUCACGGGGGUUGGAGCUCUAACAGCAGCCGAUUUGAUCCACCUUAUUUCCGGGCUCUCAGUAGAUAUUCUCCGCCCCUCUUUGUGCUGUUGGACAUGGCUGGAUCCUGUGUGAGCGACGGCGCUGCGGAGCGCAUCGGUUGCAUCACCCGGGUGCAGAGCUUCAGCGCCUGCCACCGACUCCACAGCAUUCACUUGAGCGAUGAGGAGAAUAAAAGAGUCUAUGGAAAAUGCAACAAUCCCAACGGCCAUGGACACAACUACAAAGUGGAGGUAACAGUGCGUGGAAAAGUGAGUAUCUAUCAGAUCGAUCGUCUCACUGGUAUGGUUAUGAACCUGACAGACUUGAAGAAGUGCAUCGAGGAAGUCAUCAUGGUUCCACUGGACCAUAAAAACCUGGAUAAGGACGUCCCAUACUUUGCCAGUGUUGUCAGCACAACUGAGAACGUGGCUGUUUACAUAUGGGACAACAUGGUGAAGGCCCUCCCACCCAACCUGCUCUAUGAGAUUAAGAUUUAUGAGACAGAAAAGAAUGUUGUCAUAUAUCGAGGAGAGUAGAACAUGUACAAGUGCCAUUUAUUGCUGUUUAUUUAACUUCACUAUUUGCCUACUGUGAACUCAGACUCUGGUUAGUUAGACUGAUACAGGUUUAUGAAGAAUAAUAGAUGAUAUUUUCUGGAUCAUAGUGUUUCUCUUGUACUGGUUUAUACCAAAGACUUUGUUGGAAGUCCAGAAGUUCCAUUUUUUUGAAGAAUUCGAAUUCUUGUUAAGGUGUUAACUAGUUGCCUCCCGUAACCACUGUGUGCUUUUAUAUAGAAAAUAAAUGACUAAAUAUAUUUUUUGUGGCAGAAAUAGUUUUUUUUUCUGCUUUCCUGUCCUGUUAAUCAUCUCACCUCUUACCUCUUAAAUUGAUCUAGUGAUACGUGAAGGGGUCCUUACCCUCAGAUUGGGCACCGUCACAGGAUGCCAGACCUAAUGCCAGAAAAAGAAUGACAGACAAAUAUCAUCUCAACUCUGAAAGCAGUCAUCAGAAUUGUGUAUGAAACACAUUUACACUCAGAUCACAGUGGCUCACCAGCAUUGCUGUGAGGUAGACAAAUAGUGACAUCUAGUGGCAGAAAAUCCUACAUCUCUUAACUUGUUGCAUUAAAUGUGGUUGUGUAGCAGUUUUGCCAGCGCUGAUGCUCUGUGAAGAAAUUGUUUCUUACAAUAAACACAAAGGAUGCUUUUUGAAAA
This is a messenger RNA of Thunnus maccoyii (southern bluefin tuna), 1254 nucleotides long. It is a transcript of the gene pts, whose product is annotated as 6-pyruvoyltetrahydropterin synthase. Gene Ontology annotation, biological process: tetrahydrobiopterin biosynthetic process. Bases 16 to 576 code for a protein of 186 amino acids. NCBI's taxonomy places the organism in Eukaryota, Metazoa, Chordata, Actinopteri, Scombriformes, Scombridae. Gene Ontology annotation, cellular component: mitochondrion. The record is from RefSeq and is a predicted model, not a curated record. The transcript is spliced from 6 exons. Gene Ontology annotation, molecular function: 6-pyruvoyltetrahydropterin synthase activity.